This is a messenger RNA of Cylicostephanus goldi, 270 nucleotides long. The record is from the annotation of a GenBank genome assembly. NCBI's taxonomy places the organism in Eukaryota, Metazoa, Nematoda, Chromadorea, Rhabditida, Strongylidae.
UUGGUGUAUAUUAAGGUAAGAGGCGUUUACGAGAAGACGUUGCAAGACGAAUCAGCUACUUGGGAAAUAAUAAAAGAACAGCAAGACAAACUACUUAGCACACUGAGUGAUGCUGAAAAGAAGGAAUUUACGGACUUAGUGGAACGUUUUACGGCAAAAGCGGAGGAGGACAGGGUGCUUCAUGGUCAUCGUUAUGUCAACAAAAUGUUCUCAUUCACGUUUGGAGAGAUAUUACCCCGCUACACUCUUUCCGAGAUACCUCCUCCUUGA